This is a messenger RNA of Danio rerio (zebrafish), 5768 nucleotides long. It is a transcript of the gene slc7a14a, whose product is annotated as solute carrier family 7 member 14a. Gene Ontology annotation, cellular component: lysosomal membrane; membrane. Gene Ontology annotation, molecular function: transmembrane transporter activity. Lineage: Eukaryota; Metazoa; Chordata; Actinopteri; Cypriniformes; Danionidae. The record is from RefSeq and is marked validated. Gene Ontology annotation, biological process: amino acid transmembrane transport; transmembrane transport.
ACUACACGAUAGUACAUCCCUUUCCGCAGCAUCCGAGAUGAAGCGUCCCUCCCUGCGACGACCUUAAUCCUUACAAUGAUGAUUUUGUCGCUUUAAGUGCUGCUUUGAGUUUAUAGGAGUGCGUGAAAGCGUUAUAAGACACGGAAAUGCAUCCUGCUUGGGACCCACCUGUCUUUAGACUCCGCCACCGCCUCGCGCGUCUCUGAGCCGCAGCACCGCACAUCAGCAUCGGCACAGCUGGACAGCGGCGGCCGGGAAGCCUUGCUUCACCUUCACCCUCACUGGAUAUGUGGAAAAAUCUGAUAAUGACGCUCCUCUAGAGGACAGUGAUCUUCACAGCCGCUUUCUGUCUGAACCUUCUCCCAAAGCUUCAUCAGACCCUCAUCCUCCUCAGAGCCUCAGCCCCAUCUCCUGAAUCCCUCUGACCCACGAGCAGGCUCCAGGAUGAGCGGCCUCUUCGCCAAACUGGACCCGCGCCGGGUUCAAUGGGGGGCCAACUGGUUUGCCUUCCGGUCCCGCGUUCUGCGCACAAAGCCUGUGGAGUCCAUGCUGGAGACCUCGGGUGGCACCGGGGCUCACGGCACCAAACUGGCCCGUGUCCUCUCCACCGUGGACCUUGUGUCUCUGGGAGUGGGAAGCUGUGUGGGUACAGGCAUGUAUGUGGUCUCGGGACUGGUGGCGAAGGAAAUGGCAGGUCCUGGGGUCAUUGUGUCUUUCAUCAUUGCUGCCGUGGCCUCCAUCCUGUCAGGGGUGUGUUAUGCUGAAUUCGGUGUACGUGUGCCUAAAACUACAGGAUCGGCCUACACUUACAGCUAUGUGACGGUGGGCGAAUUUGUGGCUUUUUUCAUUGGCUGGAACCUGAUUUUGGAGUAUCUGAUUGGUACAGCAGCAGGGGCCAGUGCACUGAGCAGCAUGUUUGAUUCGCUGGCCAAUCACAGCAUCAGUGGAUUCAUGAUCAACCACAUAGGAACUCUUAAUGGCUUGGGUAAAGGGGAGCAGUCAUAUCCGGACAUCCUGGCGCUGGUCAUAGGCAUCCUGGUCACAGUGAUAGUCGCUCUGGGCGUGAAGAACUCAGUGGGCUUCAACAACGUGCUGAACGUCAUCAAUCUGGUGGUGUGGGUGUUCAUAAUGAUCGCAGGCCUGUUCUUUGUCAGUGGGAGCAACUGGGAUGAGGGACGAUUCCUGCCUUAUGGCUGGUCAGGGGUCAUGCAGGGGGCAGCCACUUGCUUUUAUGCCUUUAUUGGGUUUGACAUCAUCGCCACCACAGGAGAAGAAGCCAAGAGUCCCAACACAUCCAUCCCCUAUGCCAUUACUGCCUCUCUGGUCACCUGCCUCACUGCCUACGUCUCUGUGAGUGUGAUUCUCACCCUGAUGGUUCCCUACACUGAAAUCGAUUCAGAUGCUCCACUGAUGGAGAUGUUUUCUCUACAUGGCUUCCAAACUGCCAAAUACAUUGUGGCCAUUGGCUCCAUUGCUGGACUGACGGUCAGUUUGUUGGGCUCUCUGUUCCCAAUGCCGAGAGUCAUCUAUGCCAUGGCAGGAGACGGUUUGCUCUUCAGGUUCCUGGCCCAUGUGAGCACAUACACAGAGACUCCUGCUGUGGCCUGUGUGGUGUCCGGCUUCCUCUCAGCACUCUUGGCUUUGCUGGUCAGUCUGAGAGACCUGAUUGAGAUGAUGUCCAUUGGCACUCUGUUAGCCUACACUCUAGUGUCAGUAUGUGUGCUCCUGCUGCGCUACCAGCCUGAAGGUGACAUUCACGGAUUUGUCAACUUCCUCUCUGAGCAAAACUCAAAGCGCAAGGAGGGAGUUCUGGCCGAGUGCGAGAAGGAAGCCUGUUCGCCGGUCAGUGAGGGUGACGAUUACGGAGGAGUUCCAACAAACACCUGUGGAGCCAAAAACCUGCCAUCUCUUGGGGACAAUGAGAUGCUGAUUGGCAAACCUGACAAGUCCACCUACACCGCCAGUCAUCCCAACUACGGCACAGUGGAUAUGUCCUCAGGCAUUGAGUCGGAUGAGACGGACAGCGCGUAUCUGCUGAAGCUCAAGAAGCUACUCGGCCCACGCUAUUAUACCAUGCGCAUUCGGCUGGGUUUACCAGGCAAGAUGGAUCGUCCCACAGUGGCCACCGGGCGCAUUGUCACUCGCUGUGUAGUUCUGCUGUUCAUCCUGAUCUUCUGCUUCUGCUCCCUUAUCAUCUUCGGCUCGGGUCAGAUCGCUGAUGGUCAGUGGUGGGCCGUCCUGCUGCUGGUGGUGCUCCUGCUGGUCCUCACUCUCCUGGUUUUCAUCAUCAUUCAGCAGCCGGAGAACCCAAAGCGUCUGCCCUACAUGGCUCCUUGUGUGCCCUUCGUCCCGGCAUCUGCUAUGCUGGUGAACGUUUACCUCAUGCUCAAGCUCUCCACUAUCACAUGGAUCCGUUUUGGAGUGUGGUGCUUUGUGGGUGUUUUGAUCUACUUUGGCUAUGGCAUGUGGAACAGCACUCUGGAGAUCACAGCACGUGAGGAGGAAGCUCAUGCCAGCACAUACCAGCGAUACGACAUGGGUGUGGAUGACAACUUUGCAGUGGAUGACGACCUGUACCCUUCUGGAGACCAAGGACCGUUCCAGAACUGGGGCAAAGGUGGCCAGCAGAAACAGCCACAACAGGAGCAGAGCGAGCCUCAGUCUGAUGGCCUGGACAGGUUGGACAACCACAGGACCUCCUCUUCCUCUUCACACAGCAGAGCCAAAAGCAAAGCUAGCAAACCCAGCCCGGGUUUUGAGGCGCUGGUGGUCGACGACGAUCUGGAUGAUCCUUUGGAAUGAGAAUGUAACCUGAAUGUACUCAUCUGCCAAGAACCCUUGGGCUAGGUUGUUAUGUCUCUGCAAUGAGUUUUUAUUUUCCUUCAUUACCUUCAUUUGCAGCAGUUUUUUCACUACUGACAGGAUAAUGAGAAUGUUCAAGAUCGGAUUUCACUUUAAGAAUCCUUUUUAAAUCCCUUAAAGUCUAUAAAUUCCCUAUUUUUAAACAAUAUAGCCCCUAAUUUUUACUGUAGUGAAACUAUUCCGCACUUAAAUUGACACCGUUUUUAUCCAAGGCAAUGAGGAAGCGAUUCAUCGUAAAGAGGCGAAUAAUCACAAGUGCUUUUUCAAAGAUUAUCAAGGAUGAGUGAAAUGAUAGCGAUUUUGCUUGUUCAGCAGGAUGCAGUUUAAUACACACUGAAGAGAUAUUUGUGUUUGGAAAUACGAAUAGAAGAUCAUUCCACCAGCAAGAAAUGAGAAUGUUCUGAUUUUCUGCCUCUCUGUGUAGAUAUAUAGAUCCACUGUUUCACUUGAACGCAACAGAUGCCCUCUUUCAAGUAAUUUACAUUAACUAGCAUAAUAUUUAUGAGUGAUUAAUCACGACGCUUUUAGUUAUCGCAACUUUUCCCAAUGCAAACUUCUUUCAGCUGUCAAAAGGACGUGCAUUCACAGGUCACGUCCACUUCCAGUCUAUUUUUAUUUGGAGUUGAUAUAAAAACCAGCUGAAACAUUGCCAUGUGAAGCCCUUAAAGCAAUUUGCACUCUUCAGUUUUGUCAGUAAGCUGCUCUUGUUUUCAAUUAAUUUGAAUUUUAGACAUAAACGGUUAAUUUCGAAAAGCAAAGAUAGAUGCUAGCCAUAACAUAAGAUGGGGAAUGAUAUGAAAAACCAAGCAGAAUCAAAGGCCCGCUGUAACAUCUAGCCCAAGUGAGGUUUGGACUGUAGGUUGUCGCAAAUAGUCAUGGGAAUUUGCUUGCAAUAGUGCCUUCAUCUGUCAGUGUGUGCUUUAAAUAUGACCAUCGAGGUGUCCAUGCUUGUUUGUUUGUCGACAUAUAUCCAUGGGUUUGUUUUCCCGGUGAAGGUGCCUGUCAGCCGUCACGUUCCACCAUCAUUUCAUUUUCCGUGCCAGUGACUCCGCUUCAUCCUUGCAAGCAGGCAGCUCUGUGUAAACGCAGACGGUGUGACCACAGUGCGGUUUGUGUCUCUCGGCUGGUCAAAAAAAGAGAAGAGAAUGUAAAGAAGUGAAAUUUGCAUGUGGUGGGGAGCCUGUUGUUUUUGUUUUUAAUCUGGCUGUGCUCUUCUGCUGUUCCCCCAUAAUUCAUGUGGAGUUAAACCGAUCUGUCCAGUCUAACUUUAUCUGUGCUACAGCUCUGCCAGCCGAAAAAGGCAACAAAAAAAAAGAAAAGAAACCAACCAAUCCAGGCCUCAAAUGCACAUUAUGUCAUAUUGCUUUAAAUGUUUCUACCCUUUUGUGUUUGUGAUGAAUCUUUAAAAACUUAAAAAAACAAAACUAAAGAUCACAAGUUGUGUCUUUGAGUCAUUUUUGGGGCCUGGAUUGGUUUUUUUAUCCUGCAUCUGGUCUAUGAUGUGAUUAUUUGUCGCUGUGGCAUUUUGCUGAAUGUGUAGCAUGUUCAGGGCCCAGAGUAAAACUAUGUUUGUGAGUAUUUGCAUGUGUGGUGACCGUCGAAAGACUUGAUGUAACUCUCAAAUGUAGCAUUCUGAGAGACGAGGGUAACAGCCCGCCCACCGUACACCCCUGAACCCUCCUCGUCCCCGAGUGGCCUCUGUUUACAAAAGCAAGCCAAAGUCUGCAACCUUUGUUUACCGUAUCCGACAAAAAGACACCGUUUUACUUCCGUAGAAUAGAGCACCACAGUGUGGAGGCGUGAGAUAUUGAAGAGAAGUAUUUUUUUACAGGCGUUUCAUACCUUAAGGUUCUCCGUUGGGGUAGUGUAGCCACCGCCGGUGGUCUUUUGUGGCUUCGCUUAUGUUUUCAGCAGAACUUCUGAAGAAAAGUGGAGAAAGCAUAUAUUUUUAAUGACCUCUUUCUAGACUGAGAUACUUUGAUGGAGAUUUUGUUUUAAUUUAAUGUUAGAAAAGAAAAAAAGUUCAAAGGAGGAAAGAUAUUAAAGGGAUAGUUCAGAUAAAAAUGAAGAAUCUGUCAUCCUUUAUUCAUAUAAAUGAAAAACGAGAGACUUUUUUUGUACAUGCAAUUUAAGUCCAAUGGGUUCAGUAAUGUUUUGGAACCUACUGACUUUGAAUGGACAUAAAAAGUAAAAAUAUAACUGGUAACACUUUAUUUUGAUGGUUCAUUUGAGUAUUAGUAGACUGUUUGCUUAAUAUCUGUUGACUGCUGCCAAACAGACAUUUAACUGACUAUAAGAAACUUUGCAAGUACAUGUCAACUUACACUAACCCUUACCCCAACCUAACAGUCUACUUAUAAUCUAAUGAGAAUUAGUUGUAACGUAGAUGCAAUGUAACUUAAUUCAACAAACAGACCAUCAAAAUAAAGUGUGACUCUAAAAAAAGCAAAUGUCAUAGCAAAACAGGAGUAAAUGAUGACAAAAAUAUUAAUUUGCAGAUAAACUAUGUAGAUUAAAAUCUACAUACAGAAAUAUUUUAUUAAAAGCCUGUCUGAGAAAAAAAAAGUCUUUUCACUAUUGCUUUUAAAGUCAGCUACUAUUUGUUAUUUGUCUCUGAUAAAAAGGUACAGUGUUUGUACUUUGUGAACUAUCUUUCCUGCUAUCAUAGUUUGUUCGGUAUUUGUUCAGGAAAUGUGGAGAUUGGCUUCCCUUGCAAAUCUGAUCUUUGUUUCUGCUGUAUAUUUUGGUAUGAAGUGGAUGUAUUCUGGUUUCAAUGACUUUUUUUUGUUUAAAAGAACCUAUUUAUUGUUUCUUCUACUUGUGGUUUUGCUCUCCCGUUGCACUGUGUAAUGAAAUGUUAAUAUUGCUUCCAAUGCAACAAUGAAAGUCAUUUAUUGCAGAUCAGA